CAAACUCGGUGGGAGUCUUGGAAUUACGGUUGUGUCCUUGGUUUCGUUGCAAGAGUUUGUUGUUGGAUAGAUCUUGGCGUUGCGUUGAAAUUUGAAAUCUUGGAUGUGAAAUUGAUUUUGAGAAAUGGAAUGGGGUUCGAAUCAAGCGGAGUUCGAUUACUUGUUCAAGCUGUUGAUGAUUGGGGACUCUGGGGUUGGUAAGAGCAGUCUCCUCCUCAGUUUCACAUCCGAUUCCUUCGAAGACCUUUCUCCUACCAUCGGUGUUGAUUUUAAGGUGAAAUAUGUUACUCUUGGAGGCAAAAAGCUCAAGCUUGCAAUUUGGGAUACGGCUGGUCAAGAGAGAUUUCGAACGUUGACAAGUUCAUAUUACAGAGGUGCACAAGGAAUCAUUAUGGUUUAUGAUGUAACAAGGCGAGAAACAUUUACAAACCUUUGUGAUGUAUGGGCCAAGGAAAUAGAACUCUAUUCAACAAAUCAGGACUGCAUCAAGAUGCUUGUUGGGAACAAAGUUGAUAAGGAAAGUGAUAGGGUUGUGACAAAGAAAGAGGGAAUAAAUUUCGCCAGGGAAUCUGGAUGUCUCUUUAUUGAAUGUAGUGCUAAAACUCGAGUUAAUGUGCAGCAGUGCUUUGAAGAGCUUGUUUUAAAGAUUCUGGAUACUCCCAGUCUCUUAGCUGAGGGUUCAAAAGGGGUGAAGAAGAACAACAUCUUUAAGGAGAAACCGCCACAGUCAGAUGCAUCCACAAGCAGCUGUUGCUGAAGUUGAUACCUCUUGUAUCAAACUUCUGGCAUUUAAGAUAUUUAACUACCAGAAAAUUGGUUCCUUUUUUUUUCCUAAAAGGAAUUAUUCUCAUUGUAUUCAUGUUUUAUAUGAACUGCAAAUUACUUGUAAAAUAUAAAUUAUGCGAUUUCUGCCCUUUCCUGCCCUUUCCUUUUGCUUUCUGUGGGACUAAUCUGUUGUGUACAAACACAAUUACAAUUAAUGUAGUGGUGGAGGCCUGGAAGAAUUACUGAUA
Molecule: messenger RNA, 1013 nt
Organism: Prunus dulcis (almond)
Lineage: Eukaryota; Viridiplantae; Streptophyta; Magnoliopsida; Rosales; Rosaceae
Product: ras-related protein RABC1
Exons: 6
Coding region: 125-757 (210 amino acids)
Molecular function (GO): GTP binding; GTPase activity
Source: RefSeq, a predicted model, not a curated record